UAGACGUAGUAGUUUGGGUCUGGAACUGGCAGAAGCCAAUGAUAAUGACCCCAGAAAUAGUAGACAAUUGUCUAAAGAUGCAUUGCUUGAUCAUGUACCUUGGCCACAAUCACCAAAAAAGAAUCACCGAGAAAGAAGGCGAUCGUCAAUGCUAGCUGAAGAGCAACUGAUGGCUCUUAAAACUAACGAUAACUCUGCAACACUGCCAAUAGAAGAAGAGAGUGGGAAAAAACAACCACAGAAUGGUAGAUUAAAAGGUUGGUCAUUGCUUUCCAAGGAAAUAAAACAAGUACGUGAUAUGAAGAAGAAAAAAUCAAAAGAGGAACAUACUACUGGUUCAACAAGAACUGGCUCACCGGGAACUGUAGCCAGAGCAGAUGGAGCUUCGUCCGUGGAUUCACAAGCAUUAGGCAAAUCAAAUAAGCUUGAAGAUCAGAUUAACUUGCAACACCUUGUUGAACUGAUGAGAAUUUUCCAUGAGGCAGACGAAAAUGGAAGUGAUGGAUUGGACAUUGAUGAAUUUAGAGCAGCAUUUGGUCACAUCCUGGGAAAAGGAAAGAAUGAUCAACAGAUGGCAAUUAUGUUUAUGAAGAUUGACACGAACUGUGAUGGAACCGUUGACUGGGAUGAGUUCUGCACUUACAUGCUAUUGGAGUAUCAAGAAAAAGAAGUCAUGGCUGGUGAAAAGUUGUUACCAUAUCCCUACCCCAUGAAGAUUUUGAACAGCCCAAUGCAUGCGGCGAUGGUUUCAAAGAUCACUUAUCUUCCGGUGCUACAGCGACAUGGUCACACUAACAGUUUGAUGUCUGAAACACAGCCAGGUUGUGAUAAUCCUGAUCCGAGCAACCCUUUAACCAGUACAACUGCUCAAGAUGGAAGAUUUCUGAGUGUCAGCAAAGACGGGACACUCUGCUUUUGGAAAAGUAAUUUAACUUUACAGAGAGCCAUAACAUUGGAUUGCGGCAAAUCGAAUGUGUGGGUAUUUGACUUGGUUGUACUUCUAAACAUCAACAAGAUGAUGGUCUCCUACACUGACUGUAUGCUUGCACUGUUUGAUCUAGCCACUGCUAACUGUGAUCACCAUGUUCAAAUUAUUGGAUUACCUUCUGCCGUUGUGCAAAUGUACUACUGGUUCGAUCCUAAGCAAGUCAAUCAUGCAGUUUUAGUACUUGGAGACACUGGAGGAGGUGUUACUGUCAUGGAGUUCUCAAAUAUCACAAACAGCCUAUUUUGUUCACCUGCUAAUCACCACGAAUGCCAGCGAAUAACCUUUUCUGAGCUAUAUAAGCAAGAUGGACUCAAAAUAACUUACAAACCAAAACUUCACAACGAUUGGGUCUGCCAAGUGAAGUACUGUCCUAGUGUGUCUUACAUCAUGUCAAGCAGUUGUGACGAGAACAGCUCGUUGUACUUAGCAGAUUUGCAUACACAUAAACUGGACUCAGUGAUGAAAGUGACAAAAGGUGUGAUCUCAUUUGACUACUGCAAUGAAUGGAAUAUCAUCGGAACAGGUGGUUUGGACGCAAUUGUGAGAUAUUGGAAUCCCUACGUCACAAGAAAGCCCAUUGCAACGCUGAAAGGCCAUUCUAGUGCUGUAAUGAACAUUGCCAUCAAUUCUGCACAGGGACUUGUGCUAAGCCUCUCCAAAGACUUUGAACUUCGUGUUUGGAGCAUUGAGCACCAGCUGUGUGUUCAGAACUGCCGCAGAUGCCAACUUCUCUUGCCCCACCCACCUGCAGCAUUUUAUCUUCACCAACGCACAGGUAGCAUAUUGGUCGCCACCAAUGAGAUUGCAAUUCUCGAAUCGAGCCAGUGCGAGGAGCAAGUAUCCAGAGGAGCUUUGAGGGGAGAGAUUACGAGCCACGAGAAACCAUUGUGUGCUGCAUUGUAUAAUGAGAACUUCAACCAAGUUGUUAGUGGAUGCCACGGUUCAGUUGUGAGCGUCUGGGACAUUGACACAGGAGAGAAAACAAUAGAAUUUUCUUGCUGUCAUAGCGUGAUGGAAAUCACGGCUAUGGCAUUCGAUCCGACCGGCAGAAGACUUAUUACUGGCAGCAGCGAUGGCUCAAUAAAGAUAUGGAAUUUCAAUAAUGGUGCUUGCCUAUCUGUUUUGGAAAGUUCAUUCACCACAGAGGUAACUUCCAUCAGUUUUAUGAAUGAGAGAAUCGUUGCAGGUGGAUGGAGCCGCUGUCUGGCUAUCUACCGAGAUACGAGACACUCUAGUGACAUCAUUCCAAAAUACUGGGCAGUUGGAGUUCACAAAGAUGACGUUCUUUGUAUGGCUUUUCAGGAACCGAAUACUCUAGUAUCUGCAAGCUAUGAUGGUAACAUUAUUGUGUGGAAUCUAGACUUGGAAAGACCAAUUUGCAAACUGAACCGAAGAAGCUUUUGCCUGAAACGAGAUAAAACAAGGUGUCACUCUCAUAACAGUGAUACAGAGAUUCGCAGCACAGAACAUGCUAUUGAGAAGAUAUUGCUUCUGAAAUCUCGUGACCAAAAGAAUCAGUCGUCUGCUUCUCUGAUAGCUUGUGGAGGUGGUGGCUUCGUACAGAUGUGGAAUCACAAUGGGGGAGGGCUUAUUGCAGAAUUUAAUAUCUGGGACAACUCACGACACACCAUCCCUGAAGAAAAUCAGCCUCUGGAGUGUAUCACUUCAAUGAAAGUUGACUCUAAAGACUCUCUGUUGAUCACUGGAAACUCAUUAGGAUACGUGCAAAUUUGGAAGAUUGCCAAGUACUGUGUUGACGUUCCCGAAACACAAAGGCCAAUUUGUACUCCACCGGAAUUUACCACUGCCUGGCGUGGUCAUCUAUCCAGCAUUGUGUCUGUUGACCUUGCUGAAGACAAAGGCCUUCUCAUUACAGCCUCCACUGAUUGUUCUGUUCGCGUAUGGACUCUCAACGGAAGAUACAUCGGAACAUUUGGCGAGAAAACACUCUGGAAGCUAAAGUACCCAAUUAAACAAGCUAAACUGCCCAUAAAAACUCUACCUGCAGGUAUCAACCGAAUAGCAUCAUUCAAGACUCUGCGUACAAUAUCUGGACCACGCCCGUCAAAAUGGAAAGUUGCAAGGAACCUGUUUAAAAUCCUGCGUCAGGCCAAGCAAAUACAAGAAGCCUUGCUUAUGUUCGGUAUAAAAGUGCCGGUAGGAGGUACAUACGGGGAAAAGAGAUUUGGAGCAAGUAUUCUCGGUAAAUGCUAUGAGAGGAAAGCACGUUUCAGGGAGCCAUUAGUACCCAAGAAGCUCAAACUUGUCGAAGGAAGAUUUGUAGGGCUUUAUCACAGCCUCCCUUGCGACGAUAUGGCUGUGAUCGAACUAGAGCAAGCAUCAAGUGAUGUAGCAGACGGAAGCAGUGAAACAUGCAAGUUUUCAGAUACCUGUAUCUUGUACCAAGAACAAGAAUCAGUGUCUUCAAUCAAAGAACCUCAUACUGAGCAUUCACUUUUUCCUUAGUUUUUUGUACAGUAUGAACAUUUCAAUGGUUACGAACUAACAAGUUCUGUAUGGCAACUAGCUAUAGGAUUUGUUUAUGUCUUUACUUGCUUCACACAAUAAUUAUUAUUUAUA
Messenger RNA from Halichondria panicea, 3568 nucleotides. RefSeq names its product WD repeat-containing protein on Y chromosome-like. The transcript is spliced from 2 exons. Lineage: Eukaryota; Metazoa; Porifera; Demospongiae; Suberitida; Halichondriidae. The record is from RefSeq and is a predicted model, not a curated record. Gene Ontology annotation, molecular function: calcium ion binding; protein binding. Bases 149 to 3454 code for a protein of 1101 amino acids.